Lindgomyces ingoldianus is the source of this 1810-nucleotide messenger RNA. Its product is annotated as caib/baif family protein-like protein. NCBI's taxonomy places the organism in Eukaryota, Fungi, Ascomycota, Dothideomycetes, Pleosporales, Lindgomycetaceae. Bases 349 to 1701 code for a protein of 450 amino acids. Gene Ontology annotation, molecular function: catalytic activity. The transcript has 9 exons. The record is from RefSeq and is a predicted model, not a curated record.
AUGCUGUCUCCCAGCUGGGCGUCUCCCAGUAUGUCUUGCACGUCAGAAAUCGUCAACGAAGUGCCGCCUCCUCCGCUCGAAGUCUGGUCAAGCUCUUCGAGGGCGGCAACAGCUAGUUACCGUCAGCCUAGCCGGCACGAAUAGUCGCAAAGGAAUCUCACUUCCUAGUGUCUCAACGAGGCCGGUGAACAUUAUUGGGUGUCGGUGAUGUUCGGGUGGAAGAUGGAGAGAUUUGAACUGCCUCGGUGAGGGGAGCUUUCGGGUUUCUAUCGCGGGGCAGCUUCUGGUCUCCAUGACCAAUACACCUCACAUUUCAAUCCUUGCAAAGCAGGCCAUCCAACAGAAAUCAUGGCAGGUUUACUUCUCAAGCAGUCUAGAAGAGCAAUCCAAGCUUCAUUGCGCUCGUCCAGGUCCAAUUGGCUCUACAAAAGCGUAAGACGACAAUUUACAACAGCCGCGAUGAACGCAGAUGCAUCAACACUACCUCUGGCAGGAAUCAAAGUUCUAGACAUGACCAGAGUUCUUGCUGGACCUUACUGUACGCAAAUCUUGGGUGACCUUGGUGCAGAAGUGAUUAAGAUUGAGCAUCCAACACGAGGGGAUGAUACCCGAGCCUGGGGACCGCCUUACGCUAAGCACAUAUGUGGAGAAAACACCGCAGGCCCAGGAGAGAGCGCUUACUAUCUCGCCGUGAACAGGAAUAAGAAGUCGUUGGGCUUGUCUUUUGCGCAUCCUGCGGGAGUUGAUAUCCUGCAUCGGCUGGCUAGAGAAUGCGAUAUAUUAGUCGAAAACUACCUACCAGGGUCACUGGACAAGUACGCCAUGGACUACCCGACUAUAUCCAAAAUCAAUCCUUCUCUCGUCUAUGCUAGCAUCACAGGCUAUGGCCAAACGGGUCCUUAUCGAAACCGGGCUGGGUACGAUGUCAUGGUUGAAGCUGAAAUGGGGCUGAUGCACAUCACCGGAGCCAGGGAUGGCCCACCGGUCAAGGUUGGCGUUGCGGUAACUGAUCUCACCACCGGACUAUAUACUUCGAACGCAAUCAUGGCAGCUCUCCUCGGGCGUAUGAAAUCGGGCAAAGGUCAGCAUAUUGAUGUUGCUCUUAGUGACUGCCAGGUUGCUACCCUCGCGAAUAUCGCCAGCUCAGCGCUCAUCAGCGGGCAAAAAGACUCUGGCAGAUGGGGCACUUCCCACCCAUCAAUUGUACCCUAUAAAGCAUUCAAAACUUCAGACGGCGAUAUACUGAUGGGUGGAGGAAACGAUCGGCUAUAUGGCAUCUUGUGUACAAAGAUCGAAAAACCAGAAUGGAUCAACGACGAAAGAUUUAAGACAAACGCGUUAAGAGUUAAGAAUCGAGAUGUGUUAGAAGACAUGAUUGAGAACGAGACGCGGAAGAAGAGCACGCAAGAGUGGCUUGAAAUUUUGGAAGGUUGCGGGAUGCCUUAUUCAGCCAUCAAUGACAUUCAGACUACCUUAAAUCAUGAACAUGUUCUCGCUCGUGAUAUGGUCAAAGAGGUUGAGCAUCCAGUAUGUGGUCCCAUGAGGCUGGUCAAUACUCCGGUGAAGUACUCAUUUUCGAAGCCGGGAAUUCGCAUGCCACCACCUACUCUGGGGCAACAUACGGAUGAGAUUUUGAAGGACACUCUCGGUAUGAAUGAGGAUGACAUUGAGAGUCUCCGGAGUGAAGGGGUUGUAGCGUAGGAAGGGGAACUUGAAAGUCUAAUCGCACCUCUGCUGACGGCAAGAUUGUGUGCGGUGCCGUACAUGAUUUGCUUCAAGAUAGGCAAAGAAUAGGUACUGGUUCCCUGGC